Parus major (Great Tit) is the source of this 5583-nucleotide messenger RNA. RefSeq names its product ring finger protein 128 (gene RNF128). The record is from RefSeq and is a predicted model, not a curated record. NCBI's taxonomy places the organism in Eukaryota, Metazoa, Chordata, Aves, Passeriformes, Paridae. The coding region runs from base 54 to 1307 and encodes 417 amino acids. The transcript is spliced from 7 exons.
CGACAGCCGCGGCGGCACUAGGCAGUGGGGCAGCUGGGCUGGGCCGUGUAGAGAUGCUGUCUGGGGCUGCGCUGCUGGCGGUGGCUGCAUUACUUUGCGCCGUCCCACCGCCCGGUCUCCCCGGGGCGGCGGUGGCAGCGGCAGCAGCGGCGUGGACCGCAUGGCUGAACGUGUCAUGGGAGAACGGCGUGGACCGCGGCUGGGAGGCGGGCGAGAGCGGCCUGUACGGGUUGGACUCGCCCCUGCAGUCGGCCGAGGGGCUUCUGGUACUGCCCGACAGCCCCGACGCCUUCAAUGCCUGCAGCGCACACACCAACUUCAGCAGGGCCCCGCCGGCUGGCGGCUCCCUGGGCUGGCUCGCCCUCAUCCAGCGCGGCGGCGGCUGCUCUUUCGCCGACAAGAUCCGCCUGGCUGCCGAGCGCGGCGCCGCCGCCGCCGUCAUCUACAACUACCGCGGCACCGGCAACGAGGUGCUGCCCAUGUCCCACCACGGUGCUGAAAAGAUCGUUGCAAUUAUGAUUGGCAACCUGAAAGGCAUGGAAAUCCUGCACCGCAUUCAGAGCGGCAUGAAAGUCACCAUGGUCAUUGAAGUGGGAAAAAAGCGCAGUCUUUCCGUGAAUAUCUUCACCAUCCUCUUCAUCUCUGUGUCAUUUUUCAUUGUGGCAGCAGCAACUGUGGGUUGCUAUGUCUCUUAUUCUGCUCGGAGACUCAUUAUUGCAAGGGCCCAGUCCAGGGAGCAGCGGCAGCUGAGGGCCAAGGCUAAGAAGGCCAUUGAACAGAUGAAAUUGCGCACCCUGAAGGAAGGGGACAAGGAAACUGGUCCAGAUGGAGAUUCCUGUGUUGUGUGCUUUGAGCAGUACAAGCCAAAUGAUGUAAUGCGUGUUCUGACUUGCAACCAUGUCUUCCACAAGACUUGUAUUGACCCCUGGCUUCUGGAACAUGGGACGUGUCCUCUGUGCAAAUGUGACAUCCUCAAAGUGUUGGGUGUUGAGAUGAAUGUAGAACCACGGUCUGAGCCUGUGCAAGCCCCAGGAUCCAGUGGUCAAAGACCUCUAUCCACUGUCACUAUAGUUAAUGAAGAGGACAAUCUUAGUGAAACAGCAUCAUCUGGAUAUGAUUCUGUGCAGGGACCAGAUGAAUCUGCUCAGGAGGCACACACACCAUUAGAAAAUCACAACACGCAUCCUAUAAGUGAUGAAUCCCAGCCCUCCACUGUGACUGUCCUUUCACACGGUGACAACCCAGGUUUUGAAGGAGAUGAUACACAAGUUUGUGAAGGCAGGAUUGUUUGUGAAGUCACAUUCUAAGAACAUGCCCAGCCACAUGGUGCAAACCUUCUGCAAGGAGCUGCCUACUGCCAUUCCAUAUGAACCAAAAGUUGCAAGACUGUUGCAAAAAAUACUGCACUGGCAAUGUUUAGAUAAAUAGACUUGUCCCAAUCAUAACUGUAUGGUUUGCCUUUCUUAAAACUAUAUUUUCCACAGGAGUCUUAACACUCUCCAGAUAAAGCUGUCUUAAAUAUAUAGAAAGCCAGCAGAUUUUAACUAAAACAAAAAUUUCAUCUUUAGCAAAGAUUCUCUACUGUGUUUGAGUUGUUUAAGUGAGGAGAUUUUUUAUGUCAUAGUUUCUCCACUGGGAAUCAUUUUGAGUUGGAUAUUUUUGUUGUUUAUUAUUUUCAUUCAAGUGGAUUUUCAUUGUAAAGAAAUUAGUUUUGAUCUGUUCUAAUACUUACUUAUAAGACAGUUUUGUUUAAAGAAACAUGGUAGUUAAUGUUUCAGUGCACUAAUUUGAUAGGAGAAAGUGCAAACUAAUGCUUGUCAAACUGGAUUUUGUCUGCAAAGUCUUUGGUUGUCUAGUAACCAACUGAUUCUCUACCUCUCAACUCCAAACUGCCAACCACACAUUCCUAAAGGGGAAGAAAAGAGAGCUGAAAACUGACAGGCCAGAUCUGACUUACUGUAAAGGGAACAACUGCAGGAAUUUUUCAAGCCUUGUUAACAUUAAUCUGUUAGUCUGAAAGAUCCUCAAGUGAUUUGAGGAGCUAUAACCAUCUCUAGCACCAGUAAUAUGCCAGAGUCCUGGCUAUGUGGGAGUCUGGGAUGACUUCAGGAAAGACUCAGCCGAAGAUGAAAAUAUAGCUUCCUCUUCUAUUACAGAAAGGAUCUGUUGUGUUUUGUUCAGAAAUGAUCCUCUGAAAAAUGCUGGACUGCUGCUGUACAUUGCCUUGCUCAAAUGCACAAGCUGCAGGGAGAGCCGAUGUCCUGUGAGUGUAACAGAGGAUUGGAGAAGCUGUCCUCUGUGUGGAGUUGAGAUGGGGUCAAGUAGGAACACUAGGUGCCUCAACAGUGACUUGGCCUUGUCCAGUGAAGGUAACUAAGGGCAUCUUAUAAAUGCACUUUAUUUUUUUACCUCUGCACUUUUGACUAGUUUCUGUUGUUUAGUAGGAUUUUGUCUUAGAGCUUCCAAUAAAUAACUUAAGAAUCUGGGGGGAAAAGCAAUGCAUUAUCUUAGCUAUAGUACAAAUUAAAUGUUUGUUAAUAUUUAAUAAUUUGUAUUGAAUUUUAAUAUGGAAAUGUAAAUGUAAAUAAAACUAUUUUUGAUUAUCCUGACUAACAUAAAAUAUUACCAGCUCUCAUGGAAGCAGAUGCUGAAUUUGCCCUGUCCAGGAGCCUUGAAACACAUCCUUUUAGGAGUCCAAAAAGAAGCAGUGUUUGCUCAAAGUAAUUGGAAUAAGGAGUGCUAGUUAUGUGCAGGGUGCUACUGUUACAUGGAUUAAAAUUGUGUUGAGAUGCUGAAACCUAGUAGCUGUACUCAAUGUUAAAGAAAAUCCAAGCAUUUUAGGAUGUGUUCAGUGAGCUGUUGAAUUGUACUUGUAGUCAGGUUCAGCACAAGGCAAUCUGCCAUGUGCACUUCAGACUGGCUGCAUCUCACUUUUCCUUUGUCAGGUUGCUCAGCACCCCUUCCUUACUCCAAAGUUUGUUUGCUUUGAGGAAAAAGCAUUUUAAAAAUUAUUACUUGUCCUUUGUUCUGUACUCUACUAUGAAAUACAGUAAAAGCUUGCUGCUCUCCUGGCUGGUUUGGAAGCAGUUAAGUCUUGUAUUUCAGUUCCAAGUCUAGUCUAGAAAAUACCAGUUGGUUCUGAUCUCCAGUUGUGAAGUUGAUUAUAAUCAGACUCUACUCUGAAGCUGUCAUUUGCUGUGAUUGCGUUUUUAUUCUACCUCUGAAGUGCAAAGCAGUGAAAGGAACAGCCAAGCAGUAAAUAUGCAGCCCCAUAUUACUUCAUUCCAUUUCCAUUUCACAAAGCUGGUAUAAUUUUUUGUGGUGUGUAAGCUGCAAUAUAGUAGAGUAUUAUGAAGAUACAGCCUCAUGAAACCAUUUGCCAGUUUUGUGUUCAAUAGGAACAAAAUUUGAUGUUUUUUAAAAAAGGGAAGGGAUUCAGAUCAAUUCAAUACAUUGAAAGGCACUAUUUGGGCUGCUUUGUUUGUAGAAUUCAAGCUUUACAUUUACUGCCUUUUCCCCAGUACUUGUAUGUGGGAGAAUGGAUAGUAAGAGAACAGAUAGUGCUACAAGCAAUCUCGCAGCUGUAUUAAUGGCCAAAGAGUGGAACCAGCCUUGCCCUUAAUAGAUCACAGCUAUGUCCAAUAAGGAUGGGUGUUAUAAAAGAGUGGGUUAGCUAGUCUAGAGUUAGUUGGAAUUUGCUGGCCAUGCUAUGAGGAGGAGGGGUUAGGUGGUUGACAUGGAAGAGAGAAGUCAGUGCUGUGAGGAGCUGCCUGUGGGAACUCACGGAGAGAAGGUAUGAAGGUUUUACUGUAGAAUAAUGUAGGAUAAUAAACUGACAGUGCCAGUCAGUUUGCAUCCACAAUCCAGUGUGCCAAGCACUGACACUUGUAUUUCUAAUUCUAAUUGUAAUUCUAAUUGUAAUAUGAAUGUACAGCCCUUUCUCAAGUGUUGGGGUUCAAAGCAAGGCUGGUACCCUGGCUGGAGCCAGCACGGGCGGCCAUCCCAGCCGCGCGGUCCAUAUCCCACUGCAUCAAUGUGGUGGAUGGCGAAAAUGGCAAUUUAUUGCAGGGAAACUUAACAUUUUAUAGCCUGGGUUCACUGUGUUACUCCCAUCUGCAUACGUCACACCUGGGUGCUAUUGGCUAAUUACAAAAGGCCUAGCUGUCCUAACAGAGGGGGGUCUAAUAGCUACCCAUUACAUCCCGGAAUCUUCCGCCUGCUAUGCCCUAAACUACAACACUCAAGGAAUGCACUAGUGGAGAACCGGGGAGAGGGGGUGGUGCAGAAGCUUGCAUUGACGAACCUGUACUGCUGUAGGAUUAGAUCUCUUGAGGAAGGGUCAAGAUACUUAAGCUAAUUUUCAGAGAGAUAUUUCAGAGGGAUUCUUAUAUCAAAUGUGACCCACUGCUAAAGGAACACAUGCAGGGUAAGUACUUGAGCAGUAUUUGAGCUACUGCUAGGCAGAACUUAAUGGGUUCUCCGGUUUUGCAGCUUAUCUUGCAAGUCUACCAUGUUCUUAUCUGUGCAGGUUUGUUUGUAACUAGUAGCUAUGCAAGGGAUUUGGCUUAAAAAUGAAAGUGUAAAUUUCGUCAACACCAUCUUGAUACUAAACUUGGGUCUGUACCUGUCAGACUGUCUUAAAGAAAUUUCAAUGAUCCACUCUCACUUUUUUGUAUUUCCAAGUUUCCAUGGGUAGCAGCUGUCCUUUGCCAACCUUGCUUAGGGUACUGUGCAGCGAAAUGUUCACUUGUUUUUGAUGAUGCCACGGGCUAGAAUGUCUCUGGGUUAUGUGUAUGUAUGUUUAUGUGUGUGUGUGCACACUGUGGCAUGGUAGACUUUCCUCUAAGCAAGAUGCCAACAGAAAUGUGCCCGGGGCUAGGGUUGUUCCUGAAAAGCAAUAAAAACCUGCCAUUAUUGUGCAAUAGUUUUGGGGUUUUCUAUAGAUACGCUAAUGCUCAUGUGUAAGAUAAUGGAAAUAAUGAGCUCAGAAAUGGUACAGUUUGUCUGUUUAUCUGUUGACUGUAUUAAUAUUCCCACUGUGACUCUCCCACUGAGUCACACAGACAUGUCAAUUCUUCUGUCCCCAAAGAGCAAACUUAACAGGCUCUGGCAUCAUGUCCAAGUGUUUACUCACUCCCUCAGGGAAAGGGAGGGAGCUCUGAUCUGAGACUUCAGUCAAACACUUAUGUGCUCUCAAAGAGGGCUGUGAAAGCUUUUUUAUCCCUGCAGGAAAGAAAGGCUUGUUUCCUGGUGCUGGAUUACUGUGCUCUCUUGUGAAUUAGGAUUUACAACAGUAGGGCUUAAUUUUUUAAAUUUCAAAUCAAAAUAAUACCGUUUUCUCAUCUUGAGGAAAAUUUCGGGUGUCCCAACAGAAAUACAGUUUCGGAUGAGAAUUUUGUUUAAAGGGAAAAGCAGGACUUGUGAUGAGGGCUGCAAACAUAUAAAAGCAGUUUGAGUCAUAAGGGCCAUUGGACUGUUGCCAUAAAACGGAGAGGUACAGUCCAUCUCAGUCUUCAGAGGGAAAAUUCUGCAUUUCUCAAGUGACCUAACAGUUGGAUAUAAUAAAUAAAGACAUUUACCUUG